This is a messenger RNA of Octopus bimaculoides (California two-spot octopus), 618 nucleotides long. Its product is annotated as tigger transposable element-derived protein 1-like. The record is from RefSeq and is a predicted model, not a curated record. Lineage: Eukaryota; Metazoa; Mollusca; Cephalopoda; Octopoda; Octopodidae.
AUGUUGGGAGGUAACUGUGCAGGAGAUUUUAAGUUAAAGCCAUUGCUUGUGUAUCAUGCAUACAACCCUCUACGGGCUAAUUCAAAAGUAUGGGUUACUGUUGUUUUUGAAGAUUGGUUCUUCAAUCAUUUUAUCCCAGCAGCAGAGAAGUACCGUAAGGAGAAGGGAAUUCCUUUUAUGGUUUUACUUAUCUUAGAUAAUGCUCCUGGCCACCCGCAAAACAUUGUAGAUUUCAACCUCAAUGUUACCGUUGUACACCUCCCUCCGAACACCAUGUCUCUUCUGCAGCCAAUGGAUCAAGGAAUAAUUGCUAUCUUCAAGAGUUACUAUAUGAAGCAUACGCUGUGGCAAGCAAUAGCUGUAACUGGUUUUGAUGAGUCCAUCACACUUCAUGACUUUUGGAAAAGAUACGAUAUCUACAAGGCUGUACAGAACAUAGCAGCGGCAUGGAAUGAUGUACAGAGCACGGCUAUAGAUGGUGUAUGGAAGAAGCUUUGCCCGCAAUUCAUGAAUGCUUUUAAGGGGUUUGAUAAUGUUGCCAUCAACCAAACGCUGGUGACUACGAUCAAAGAACUGGGAAUGGAUUUGGAGGAGGAGGAUUUCACAGAUUUAUUUUAA